This is a messenger RNA of Penicillium subrubescens, 3414 nucleotides long. Its product is annotated as C6 transcription factor. The transcript is spliced from 6 exons. The annotation marks the transcript as partial. NCBI's taxonomy places the organism in Eukaryota, Fungi, Ascomycota, Eurotiomycetes, Eurotiales, Aspergillaceae. The record is from RefSeq and is a predicted model, not a curated record. Gene Ontology annotation, biological process: positive regulation of transcription from RNA polymerase II promoter by galactose; DNA-templated transcription. Gene Ontology annotation, cellular component: nucleus. Gene Ontology annotation, molecular function: RNA polymerase II cis-regulatory region sequence-specific DNA binding; DNA-binding transcription factor activity, RNA polymerase II-specific; zinc ion binding.
GGUAGUGGCUUCAUCGCUACCCAUGUAUUAGAGACUCUCCUCGCAAGAGGUCACUCUGUUGUCACUACCGUCCGCUCGCAGCAAAAGGCGCAAGCUAUUCUGGAUGCUCAUCCAGAAUUAUCAAAGGAUCAACUUGACUGUGUUAUCGUGCAAGAUAUGGCCAAAGCCGAUGCUUUUGACAGUGCUGUGAUCUCAGAGCCUCCAUUUGAGGCUGUUAUUCAUACAGCUAGCCCUUAUCAUUUUCAUGCUAAGGAUGCGAAAGAACUGCUGAAUCCAGCGAUCAUUGGAACAACGGGACUUCUCAAAUCCGUGCAGAAGCAUGCACCAUCAGUCAAGCGUGUUGUUGUGACUUCUUCCUUCGCGGCGAUCAAUGAUGUUUAUGCCAAGGCCAAGGGCAAAGUUUACUCAGAGGCCGACUGGUGUCCUAUCACCGAGGCUCAAGCCAACGAGAACCCUGCGAACGCCUAUCGGGCUAGUAAGACAUUUGCUGAACGAGCUGCUUGGGGCUUCAUCAAGAACGAAAAUACCUCAUUCGACCUCGCGGUCAUCAAUCCACCACUGGUCAUAGGCCCAAUUGCCCACAAUCUCGCUUCUUUAAGCGCCCUCAACACCUCCAACGAGCGCAUUCGUGAUCUCAUCACCGGCGCGGCAAAGGAUAGUUGUCCGCCAACAGGUAACUACCUUUACGUCGAUGUACGUGACCUAGCACUGGCGCAUGUCCUCGCGAUCGAAAAGCCCGAAGCUGGCGGAAAACGUUUUUUCACGGUGUCGAGCCAUUUCUCCAACAAGAAUAUCGCAGAAAUUAUCGGCCAGGAGUUUCCUCAAUUCAAAGACAGGCUCCCAUCCGGCGAGGCUCUCACUCCGGGAGAUUAUCCGGUUGAUGGUGUGUAUGGAUUUGACAACUCACGAGCCCGUGAGAUCCUAGGUGUGCCUUUUCGACCACUCAAGGAGAGUGUGGCUAGGCAGAUUCCGUAUCAAUCGCAAGGCUACUUCUUCAACCUUUUUAUCCCUAACUUGCUGGCUCUGGAAAUGUUUUCUAAAUUUUCUGCUGACCCUGCAGGAGACAAAGUCCAUCCACCUCGCCUAAAACGAAGGCAAGUCUCUCGCGCCUGCGACUGGUGCCGUUUGAACAGGAUCAAGUGCAACGACUCGCAGCCUUGUCAGAAUUGUCGCAAACGUGGGGGCCAUUGCACCCGCAGCAAGGAAAAGGAGCAUUUAUCGUUGCCAACAGCUAAUAGGUAUCUCGAAGUGCUGCCGUUUUCGAAGAACUCAGCUGACAGUCAGUACAGAGAGAUUCAAGAAUUACGGCGACAGAUCACCGACCUACAGCAGCAGCUCAAACUUGCAACCCAGAACACCAAUGACCAGGUCUCUGCAUACGCAUCACCGGCCCAAUCUAAUGGCUCUGUUCAAGCUACCACGGCAAAUCAUGCGACAUCUCAUGAAGUUUCAUCGCUUUCCCCUGGGAAGUGGGAGGGUAUCAAACUUCCAGAAGGGAGAGCAGGGGCAUUGAUCUACUACGGUCCAUUGUCAUCCGCUUACUUCGCUGAUCGCAUGCGCCGCUAUCUGCUAGAAGUGCUGAGAGGGUCCACUCCAGAACUUUCAUUUUCUCUUUCACUUUCUCAGCUGAAACGACCAAUCGGAAAUCAGUUGUUUCCCAGUUCCCUUGAUCAGGACCAACCAUGGAAGACCAGCCUAGAUCUUGAUGGCGACCGGGAAUCCGAGGAGCUUUCGCGGGCACAGGAAGAAUAUUUCCUCGAUCUGCUCUGGCAGAGCUUUCAUUGCAUAUAUCCUGUCACCUUGGAAGACGAGUUUCGGGAGUACUACGACUCCCUAUGGACCAACUCGGCAGAUCAAACAAAGCGCCAGCCUUCGGCACUUGUUGACAGCAUUUUGGCCGUUUGCAUGCAAUAUGGAACCAGCUUCCUGACAAGCGAUAGUCAGGGCAGUAUGAAUGGGUAUCAUGUUGAGGCUGGGUCAGCGACUAGCCGUGCACUCUACCGUCGGUCUCAAAUACUCAUUCUUGAUGAACUUGAGAGGCCGUCACUAAUGGCUUUGCAAAGCCAAUUAUACUCCAUUGUGUUUCUUUAUAACGAAUCUUCAAUGAGUUCAGCGCAUAUCUCUCUAGGGUCCACCGUGAGAACAGCUCAGAUGUUAGGGCUACAUUCAAAAUCUAGCGAUGAGCUCUCUUCUAGAGAAAAGCAGCUGCAUCGCCGAAUUUGGUCGACCCUAAUCACGCUUGAUAGCCAAAUAUCAAUGGCUCUGGGUCAAUCGCCACUCAUACACAGUUGUGAGAUUGAUCACAGUUCUUUGAGAGAUAGCCAAGAAGAAAGCCUACUCUCUGAAUCAAUGUUGAUCAGUCCCAACAAUAAAGACAUCACAUGGCUCAGCUAUCAUGCCCAAUCUGUGCGCCUUGUCUCCCUCGCAAGAUGCGUUCAAAGUGGCUUCCAUGCCAAGUGCGCGGAGCUACUGGAAAGAAAAGCCUUGAAAACACUAUAUGACGAUCCAUUCUCACUUGAAGAGCUAGCGGGGGUUCUCGCUCGAAACGCUCGCGUUGUUUAUGAGUGGGCAUGCAAUGUUCCUAAGUCUCUUAAAAUCCCCAGGAAAGGCUCCGGAGAACCGUUUUCUACAGAGCGCACUCCACUCAACCUUGACCAGUUCAGUCCUCUCUGGCUCCAGCGACAAAGAAUUCUGCUGGAAAUCCUAUACCAUCAUCUCCAGAUGUCGAACUUCCGGAGUUUCCUGCGUCUCCCACCCGGAUCCUCCUCAAUUACGCCCCUGUCAGACUGUCACAGCAUCAACUGUCUAAACCAUGCCGUAGCUUUGACAAGCAUUUUGCACCAGGUUUUGACUGAAACGGAUCUACUGCGAGGAUGGUCAGCGGCCUUUCAAUACCAAUGGGACGCCGCUCUUUGUAUCCUUGGCUUCAUUCUGGCAAAUCCAGUCUGCCCUCCUACCCCGCAAGCUCGGAAAUGCUUACAAACCGCGAUUCAAUGCUUGGAAAUUAUGGGCGAUUAUCUCCCUGUUGCUAAAAGGGCUGCUCAAAAUAUGCGCGAAACUGGUGCACAAGCUGAGAUGCUUGCUGAAAAAUUUCACAAUACUUUGUCAUUUCGCAGACCGGCCAAGCGAAACUAUCUUGGUCAAAGCAAAGCGCCAGUUGCCCGAUCAGUUACGAGUGCAACAGUACAGGACUUGGCAGCUCCGGCUUUGAGGCCUGAAUACCUCCAAUGUCUUUCCACGGAGCCUAUGUUCGAUCCUGUAAAUUUUCUGGGUGGUCCUUUUCUGUCAACUGGAAAUAUGACUGACAUGUUGAAUGAGCCAUCAGAGGAGUUUGUGGCAGUUGAAACAGAUGGGAUACUGGCUGGGAUACAAUCUUCAUGGAUACCAUUUGGCGAGCGAGCGCUAGAGUCGUGA